Danio rerio (zebrafish) is the source of this 1491-nucleotide messenger RNA. It is a transcript of the gene olfml3a, whose product is annotated as olfactomedin-like 3a. The record is from RefSeq and is marked provisional. Gene Ontology annotation, cellular component: extracellular region. NCBI's taxonomy places the organism in Eukaryota, Metazoa, Chordata, Actinopteri, Cypriniformes, Danionidae.
ACAAGCUCUCAUAUGCUCAUAAGAGGACAAGGACAUCCCAAAAAACGCUGCAGAACAGCAGCCCCGCUAAGUUUUGAGCACUAUUUCAUUUUCUGGAGUACUUGAAAGCCUUCAUUUUCCAAAUCCACCAUGAAAGCCACCAUAUUCUUCCUUCUCUUGACCAUUUUAGCUCAUUCGAGAAGCCAGUACCACUAUCAGGGCCUGAUGAACUACUUGGAAAACAGGAUGCUGGCGAUGGAGGAACGCAUCGCACUCUGGCAUGAGCAGAACAACCGCUACAACUCUGACCUGAAGGAGUUCAGACAGCAGGCCGCAGAUCUGUUGGAGAAACUUAGCAAAGACCACAGCAAACUGCGGUCCGACUUGGAGGGUGCAGGUGCAAGAGUGGAUCGAGUGGAACGUGAGAUGGACUACAUCGAAACCAAGAAUCCCCCAAAGCCUUGUGUGAAAGCAGCGGACAAAAUGGUGGAGCAGGAUGCUGUCAUCAAAGAGAAGAAGAAGGAAGAGUUCUUUGAGCUGUCAGUGUGUGUGAACAUCAUAUCCAGUCUCAAAGCAAUGAAGAUCCUUAAGAGGUUAGGAAGCCCUAAAGGUCUUUGGACCAAAGAUGCCAGGUCUGCAAAAAUCUACGUCUUCAAUGGAACGUCUGACAACACGCUGUAUGAGUUCAGCUCCAUGCGAGAGCUUUCUUCAUCGUCAGGCGUAUCCAAAGGCAAGCAGAUCACUGUCCCCACUGCCUGGAACGGCACAGGUCAUGCAGUCUACGAUGGCUUCCUAUAUUAUAUCAGUGAAAGCUCAGAGCUCCAAGUGGUUAAAUAUGACCUGACGAACAGUUCGGUUGCAGACACAGCGGUUCUUCCAAUGGAGGAGCGUAGCCCAGUUUAUCAGCUUAAUCCAGAGACUCUUGUGGAUCUGGUGGCGGAUGAGGAUGGGUUAUGGGCACUGUAUCCAGCCGGAGACACGAUUAAUCUCGCCAAGAUGGACUCAAACUCUCUGGAUAUUGAGCAGAUGUGGGACACGGCUUGUCCGAGGAGCAAUGCUGAAGCUGCUUUUAUAGUCUGCGGCACAGUUUAUGUGGUAUAUAACACCAAGCCUCCGAGCCGCUCGCGUGUGCAGUGCGUGUUUGAUGUGAAUGAUAUGGUGAGCAACGGAGAGGCUCCUCUGAUUUAUUUCCCCAGGCGUUAUGGGGCCCAUUCCAGCCUCAAAUACAACCCUGAGGAACGUCAGCUCUACGCUUGGGAUGAUGGGUAUCAGAUUCUCUAUAAACUAGAACUCAAGAAGAAGCUAUGGGCGGUUAUGCCACCGCCUGAGGAAUAGUGGUGGUUUUUAGCUCUUUAAGGGGCUGCUUACUCAAAAUGGAAAAUUCUGUCAUGAUAUAUUCACUCUCGAAUUAAAUUAAUUGAUAAAUGACUAACAUAACAGAAAAUAUUUAGAAGAAUGUGAAUUACCAAACAGAUGUUCUUUAUUGACUUUCUCACAAUAAAAAAAAAAAAA